AAGCCAAAUGCAUAUACAGUGAAAAUGUAUUUAAGUUAAUAUAUCUAAAGGAGAUUAUGUACAAAGUUGUGGAUCUUUUAAAGAGUUGUAGAACUUACUGUAAAAUGGUACUUUUUAUUUUAGCUUUGGUCGUGGUAGGGGUGACGACCAUCCCUGCCAAUAAUGUCAGCCAAAGGUUCUCAACCUGGAGACUUUCGCCUGAAGACUACGCCUUUAUCAAUAACCUCCCCAAGCCCAGAGGAGCUGGCAACCUGCCAGGUUUUAAGUACAUUUACAUAGAUGCCAGUGGAACCAAGUCCCGCAACUAUGACCCUUCCAAGCAACAGAUUCAGAUCGCUGGCUCCCCCCGCACCUCCUGGGAAGGAGUCAACGCCGCCGCUGAUAUAAUUGUCAAGAUGACCCGGUACAUGCCGUCGCCGAUCUUUGACAACUUGGUUCUAAAAACAUCUGUUGGGGUGUUUACAGCGGCGGAGAAACUGACAAUCUACCCGGAGUACUACAACUUGGCCAACACUCACUGCGGCUCCUCCUGUGCAGGUCAGUGUGACAUAACGUGUACAUUUGAUGGCCGCAAGUAUGAAGAUCUGGUCGGAGUCGGGGGUCAAAGGGCAGUCGUACUAGAGGACAACGUCCUGUGUACCCCCGGUGACCCAUUUCAUGGAACGGAGAACAUCCUGGCACAUGAGUUUACACACACCAUACACGUCCACGGCAUUUCUGCUAUGGACCAAUCAAACGUCUACGCAGCCUAUCUGGCAGCCAAGAACCAUCAGAUCUGGACACCGAGUUCCUACGCCAUGACCAACGAGCAGGAGUACUUCGCCGAGGCGGCCACGGUCUACUUUGGCAUUAACUUCAGCAACGACAACUCCGGGGGGAUGAACAUGUGCCGCCCCGGCGCCUUCUGCUCGGGGGAGAUGGCUGACAGGCAGCACCUGUACCAGACGGACACGCCCCUGUACAACAUGCUUACCUACGUGUUUACCAACAACCGGUCGCAGCUGGCCAGUGGUCUGACUGUUUGUCCAUCAGGUCACUCUGUCAUCGGGUAGAGGUAUUAGUGGUUCGUAUGAGGCGUAGGAAAAAAAUAAACACAUUUAUGAGAAACU
Messenger RNA from Biomphalaria glabrata, 1109 nucleotides. RefSeq lists its product as uncharacterized. The transcript has 3 exons. The coding region runs from base 57 to 1052 and encodes 331 amino acids. The record is from RefSeq and is a predicted model, not a curated record. NCBI's taxonomy places the organism in Eukaryota, Metazoa, Mollusca, Gastropoda, Planorbidae. Gene Ontology annotation, molecular function: metallopeptidase activity.